Molecule: messenger RNA, 1080 nt
Organism: Vigna radiata var. radiata (mung bean)
Lineage: Eukaryota; Viridiplantae; Streptophyta; Magnoliopsida; Fabales; Fabaceae
Product: auxin-binding protein T85
Exons: 6
Coding region: 113-688 (191 amino acids)
Molecular function (GO): auxin binding
Source: RefSeq, a predicted model, not a curated record
UGGUGGUGGAGCCUCGACAACAAAACAUAAGGUGAUUAAAUGGUUGUAAGACAGUGUGUUUCUCUGCAAUUUGUGGUGUGUGCACGUCGUCAUCACCAGGAUUUGUUAGAAGAUGGUAGAACGUUAUGAGACUUCGCUGCUUUUGCUCUGUCUCUUCUCAUUUUCUGUACUCGUUCUAGCUUCUUCGCCAUGCCCCCUUACUGGGUUACCACUAGUGAGAAAUAUCAGCGAGAUUCCUCAGGAUAACUAUGGUAGGGCGGGACUCUCUCACAUGACUGUUGCAGGUUCAUUAUUACAUGGAUUGAAGGAGGUUGAAGUAUGGCUUCAAACAUUUUCACCUGGAACAUACACCCCUAUUCACAGGCAUUCCUGUGAAGAGGUUUUUGUUGUUCUCAAAGGGAGUGGCACUCUUUAUCUUGCAUCAGAUUCGCAUGGAAAAUACCCUGGAAAGCCGCAGGAGCACUUUAUCUUUACAAAUAGCACAUUUCAUAUUCCUGUUAAUGAUGUUCAUCAGCUUUGGAACACCAACGAACACGAGGAUUUACAAGUGCUUGUUAUAAUAUCUCGUCCACCUGUUAAAUUAUUUGCAUACGAGGACUGGUCCAUGCCUCACACUGCAGCGCAAAUGAAAUUCCCCUAUUACUGGGAUGAGCAAUGUUAUAAGGAAUCACCAAAAGACGAACUAUGAUUGGUAGCCAAGAUGAUUAUGCGAGUAUGGAUGGUUGCGAUAGCAAUUUUUGGUACUCAUACAGCUCUUAUGCAUAAUGUUAGAUACAGAAUCUAAGUGUGGAUCCAACAAUCGUUCUAGAGCGCUAUUAACAAUGUCAAACUUUUAAGCUGCAUCCUCUCUCCGCUUUAAAACCAUGAAGGUUAACAGAGAUGAAGGAAAACUUGCUAAAUUGUAAAAAGAAAGUUUUCGUCUACCUUUCUCUUAAAUACUGACUAGUCAUUAUAAUCGAACAGUAUGCACUAUACAAUGUUGAUGAUGAUGUUUGUUUGAGAAAGUAUGUUCAGAUGUUGCUAGUUUAUUUCUGAUCAUGUUCUUAUUUUGGUAAAUUCAAGCAGUUAUUGAGUUGUCAA